AUGGCGAGCUUGACGGCUGGCGGCAUCAAGUCAAUGGGAGAGAUCUUCGGCGGCGACGCCUCCGCAACUGAUCAAAUCAAAAACACGUGGCUGCACAUGGCGUGCGCGGACAACGUCGUGAAUGUGAAGCAUUUAGUGGAUUGGGUGACGUUGGAGGAUGGCGCCGCGGAGCAAUUAAACACAGUCGACGUGCAUGACACCAUGUGCGGGGGCAACUACAUGGCGUUGCCAGCCCCGUUUAGGCCCAACAAGGCUCAUGGCGAAAUCGCCUUCACCAUGCAGCUGCACAUCUUGCCGAAGGACGCGAACGGCGAGCAGCACGCGCUGAAAAACGUCAGGUUCGACAACAAGGUUCGGACCGACAUUGCCAAGGAUAUCUUCGUUGCAGGCAGGGCGCUCACCAUCCACUGGGAGAGUUCGGCCGACACUAAGACGCCACUCAAGCUCUUUCACUACGUGGUGGACAGGCUGGGCGGGGUGCAGAUCCGCCAUUGGGUUCGGCCGUCCGCGGCCGCCGCCGUCGGCGGUGGCGGUUGCGACGAGGAGAAGCGAAGGGCGGGCUAUCGUUUCAUAGAGGAGUUCGGCCCGAGGGCAAACAACCGCAACCAGCUCAUCAACGACGAGAAGUCGCCGACCUUUGGCUGGCAAGUAUCGGAAGUCAAGGAGUCGCUCCGCAGAUGCGCGCCGGGCUCUGUUGGCGCGAGGACACUCGAGCGCUGGGCGAUCGCGCUCAAGCGCUUCCACCCGUUCGUGUUCGACAACAUCGUCGUCCCCAUUCUCAAGAGCCACGACGUGCACGGGGCCAUGUGGAUCGGCAAGACCAGGAUUGAUAAGAAUAACCGCACCGACCUCCGUCCGAGCGUCGUCACGACGAAGAAAAUCGACUUCUGGCGGCUCGAGCCUGGAACUGCGUGCAAGCCCGCUAUCGCGGACGACGCCGUCCUCACGAAGUGGGCCCCCGAUGGGAUCAAGGCCUUCCUGGGCCCCGCCGAGGAGGGCGCGCUGCUGUGGGCGAGGUGGGGCGGCGCCUCCUUCGAACAGAACCAGCCCCGCCAGAUCUGCGUCAACCCCUGCGACCAGGAGUCCGGGAAGAAGGUGCGUUCCAUCCGCAGAAGCCAACAAGUGAUCAAAUUCGACGACUUCCUCAAAAUCAUAGAUCGCAACUUCGCUGGCGAGAAGCAGUGCGACUGCCAGAUGGCGGACGUGGAGGCGUGCGUGGCGAGGUCCAACAUCGCGCUCCUCACUGACGACUGGAUGCACCUGUGGCUGGCGUCUACGACUAAGGAUCCAGUCCCCCGCUUCCCGCGGCCAGUGCCCGAGAAGCCAGACCUCUUCACGCCCGAGACCACCCCUUUAUCCUGA
Messenger RNA from Prorocentrum cordatum, 1362 nucleotides. The record is from the annotation of a GenBank genome assembly. Lineage: Eukaryota; Dinophyceae; Prorocentrales; Prorocentraceae.